This is a messenger RNA of Echinococcus granulosus, 1317 nucleotides long. RefSeq lists its product as hypothetical. The record is from RefSeq and is a predicted model, not a curated record. Lineage: Eukaryota; Metazoa; Platyhelminthes; Cestoda; Cyclophyllidea; Taeniidae. The transcript is spliced from 3 exons. The coding region runs from base 1 to 1317 and encodes 438 amino acids.
AUGAAAGACGAUAAUGAGACUAAGGGAGCAAGAUCACCUAUUCCCGUAUUGACGGAACACCAGAAAUCCCAGUCGCCAGGUUCUACAGUCAUCAAGUCACCACUCGAAAGCGAUUUUUAUUCUGCAGCUAAGAUAGAAGAGAAAAAACCAAAAACAUCAAGUCCAACAUCCAUUGAGCCGAAAGCGUCACCACCUAGAUCUCGAUCUCCAAGUCCUGUGGUUACUGGACUGUACUACGAAGACGACUUCUACUUAUCGACUUUAAAAGAGGUUGAGAAGCCUCGAACGCCAAGCCUGGUAAUUACUCAAACCCAGAAAUCGCGAUCUCCAAGUCCCAUUGCCAUCAAACCCCAAAAUGGAAGCGAAUACCAGGCCUCACCAUUUAAAGAGUCUUCGAAUGCUGGGAGCGUUGUGGACUCUACUCACGUUACGUCGAGGUACCAUAGUGACGAAGAAUCAUCAAGAUCGUCAAGUCCAGCUGAGAUCAACACGAAGAAGCGUCCGGAUCCCAUUGGAGGCAUUGUGACUGUGCCAAGUCAACAAUAUGAUGAGGAGAAAGCGAAGACUGUUCUCAGGGAGGGAGAAGAAGCGACUUUAGAAAGUGGUGAUUCUACGGACUACAGUUUGGAUUCUGCAUGUGGUGAUAGUCUUCUACCGACCAUGGAUGAGAAUUCCUAUUUGCGUUCACAAGUUCAUCCACGAUUUGUUUUAAUGGAGCCAUCAAAAGGAUCAACUGUUGGCGAUUACGAAGUAUGCCUCUACGGCGUACAUCUCGACAAGGCGGUGAUGCUCCACGCUCAGGUCUUCAUUGAUGUCUACAACGUGCCAAAGGAGAAUUGGCGAGUGGUGCCUGGUCAAUGGCCAUCACUGGCACCAGACGCUACCCACUGUCUCCUGAUUCGAGUUCCACCCAUGCCACCCGGUGAGGCGUGGAUUGAGGUGGAGACUUUGAACGACGGUCGUUUGCAAUGUCCACGACCUUUCGUAUUCACCGAUAACUUCUUGAUGAAACAUUCGAUGCGCGGAAUGGGUGGUCAAGUCGAUGCGGCGUCUCCACCAACUAUACGCAAACCAGCAUCGUCAUUUGCGGAUUUUGAGCUCUCACCCAAGGAGAAGGUUGCCAAACUGCAUGCUAAAAAUAAUAAAGACAUAGACUCCGCAAGGCUGGAGAUUUCGAAACUAUACAAUGAAAUAAUGCAUCUGAAAGUGGAGUUGCAAGCUAAAUCGGCUGAUGAAGUGCGUGUUGCGCGUGAGCUCUGCAUUCUGCAAAACCGUCUGUUGGAGGAUGGCCAUCUGAAGUACCUUGAAAGAGACUAA